Molecule: messenger RNA, 439 nt
Organism: Aspergillus brunneoviolaceus CBS 621.78
Lineage: Eukaryota; Fungi; Ascomycota; Eurotiomycetes; Eurotiales; Aspergillaceae
Exons: 2
Coding region: 15-203 (62 amino acids)
Source: RefSeq, a predicted model, not a curated record
CAAAAGAAUGAACAAUGACAAAAAGAUUUAAAGGAUGUCUCCGAUACGGGGAAUCGAACCCCGAUCUCCUGUGUGAAAGACAGCCAAGCAGCAAUCGGCGCUGCAAGAGAAGCAUCUUCUACACUGCUUCCGUGUGGCUUUCCUAUAUAUGCCUUCGGCUUCUAGCUCCCAUGCUUGUCCCUAUUCAGGUCUGGCUUUCCUAGGUCGAACUACUCAUGGUUAAGUAUCGUUGCGGUACCUUGGCUCAUACAGCGACUCAUAUUUUCGUUGCGGGUAGUCUAUCGGAGCUACAUAUUGCCUUCGCUGUGUACGAGGUUAUGUGGUCGCGAUAUGACAUCGAUAUCUCUGUCUCUUUUGUCCGCCUGCCAUUGUAUGCUAGAAUCGGGCUCCGGUGUCUUAGCUGCGUGGGUCUACAUUGCUUGAAUGGGUCGGAGGGGGG